This is a messenger RNA of Caenorhabditis remanei, 1059 nucleotides long. RefSeq lists its product as uncharacterized. The transcript has 7 exons. NCBI's taxonomy places the organism in Eukaryota, Metazoa, Nematoda, Chromadorea, Rhabditida, Rhabditidae. Gene Ontology annotation, cellular component: membrane. The coding region runs from base 1 to 1059 and encodes 352 amino acids. The record is from RefSeq and is a predicted model, not a curated record. Gene Ontology annotation, biological process: detection of chemical stimulus involved in sensory perception; sensory perception of chemical stimulus. Gene Ontology annotation, molecular function: olfactory receptor activity; G protein-coupled receptor activity.
AUGAAUUAUUCAAGUUUCCCGCCAAUCAUCACUUACUCCAACUCAUGUGCUUCACCAUUUGAGAUGGAUGAACGGACUUCUCACGCGUCUCGGCUCAACGUUUAUGUGCAUAAUGUCACGAUAGUACUGACGUUUUUGAUGAUGCAUAUGGCAAUCAAAAAACUGCUGACCAAGAAACUAUUCAGUACGACCACUCGGAACCUCCUGUUCUACUGUAUGAUAUAUUAUGUUGUCCAUGAUAUUUAUUUUAUUUGUACUAUGAACUGGUCCUUCUACCGCUCGAUCACCCGAUCCGACGACUCUUGUCGGAUAAUGUUUCAUGGAUCCGAAUGUUAUUUCCUGUAUAUUAUGGGAGUAUUCUUUAGGGUUCUACUACCAAUCUCUCAGAUUGCUAUAACUGUCGAGAGAAUAAUAGUAAACUUCCUCCCCAACUCCGACCUCAUCAAUCCCGCCAUCUUGAACACCAUGACGAUAAUUCUCUCCGUCAUCACAACUAGUAAAAUCAAACCGUCGACACAUUCCGAGUUCAACAGCCCCAACUGCUUCCAGCAAAUGUAUCCCGACAUGCCGACAACAAGAAGUCUCAUCACUCUCAUGGUUGUGUUCGAUGUGUUCUGUUUCCCUGUCAACUUUCUGAUUAUGAUCAGAAACCGAAAGAAAUUUAAUGAUCUACGCGAUUCUCACGAGUACAACCUGAAAUCCCGGUAUGCCAACAAGACGAAUAUGUACGCGGCGAUGAGUGUCUCGUUUGUUUCAUUCAUUCAAACUUUGAUCUACACUGUAUACAUUUCUUCGUUGUUGAUCACGUUAAAGAUGUUUGUGACGGAAAAUGGACUGUUUUAUGGGAACAAUGUGGCUUUGUGGUUUUAUACAUUCCCCCUCGCCGGCUUUGCACUCCCCUGCUCCAUCCUCCUCUCAUUCUGCAGUCUUUCAAUGAAGAAGAAAAACAAAAUAGGAGUGAUAAAGACGACGAACAGCUACGCGACACAAGACGCCUACUUCAGAAGUCUCGCUCAUCAAUGGGGUAGUGCAACAUCAUCACGAAUGUCGAUAGCUUAA